ACGAACAGUGUCUCAAAAUUCUCUCUGUUUGGAAAAGUUCUAUACAGUUGAAUAAGGAUAAAAUCAAUGAGGCUCAAUAGAAACUAACCAAAAAAUAUGGAUUUAACAGAGUCUGCUAAGCUUUCUAUAGGUUUUUUGAGCCACCCUAUAGAAUUCAAUAGCAGGGAUAGAAUUCUUUGUUCAGUUCUGUAAGCUGUUUCUUAAAAAUCUAUAGAAAGUCUGUGAUUUUUGUUCUAUUAAAUUAGAUAAGACUUUGCCAUAGGAGUUUACAGAGCUAACAAAGACAGAAAUGAAGGGGUUCAGGAAAGGAGAAAAGGGCUACUUUACUAAAAAGCUCCCUAACCUGCUUCCAUAGACAAAUGGGAGAUUAGGCACUAGAAUAAUGUUUUUCAGGUCAGACUGAAAAAUAAUUUGAGCAGCAACUCACAAUGCUUUGUGGGAAAACAUAUAUUUUAAGAACAUAAUAAAACCUGCUGGAUGUGCAAUGCAUUUGUGUGUACUCAUUCUGAAUAACAGCAGGAAUCCAUUCAUUAUCUCCUACAUAUGGGGAAAUGAGUUGUAUACUCUCCUGAAUGAUGUACAGCAGAAGUUCUCAUGGCAUCAACUUCACCAACACGAGUGCUCUGUCUGUGUGGCUGUGACUGGCCAGCCAAAACUCCCUGACAGACGAGGAUAAGAAGGGUCAUGAACGGUGGGGGUGCCUUGGAGAGAUUUGUAUUCCAAGACUGAAUCUAAUUCUAUGUCCACCGAUUUCUGUCUUUCUUUCAAAUCCUAAAUUUGGGAUCUGGCCCUCUCUUCUUGGAAUUGUUUCCUUUAUCAGCAGAGGGCUAUUUAUCUGAAUCUCUCCUUUUCUAAACCUCCAUUUUCCCAUUUUCUUUCCCAGGAAUCUGUAGAACAAAACCCUUCCCAGAUAUUCCAGUCAAUCCAGGAAAAUUAAAUGGGGGAAAAUAUUCUGAGGAAGUUUGAGACAAAGAAGUCGGAUUACAAGGAGGCUAAAGAGACAGGACUGAGGGGAACUGAAUUAGCCUCAGUAUGAAGGCUAAUUGCAGCUAGAGCACAAACAUGAAGUGAAAUUUGGUGUAUCAUGAGGACAUUUCAAUUCAACUCUCAGGCUGUGACCUGUGAAUUACAGAACAGAGAGGAAUAUCAGAGGGUAGCACCUAAAUAACUGUUCACACAAGGAUACUCAAACAUAGCUGGAAACUCUCUGCAUAGCUGAAACACUGAAUUAGGUUAACAGGUCACAUUUUACCUCUCAGGAAUUGCUUCCUGCUCCAACCAAAAGAGAUGCCCACAGAAGGAUUCAAUGGCAAUUACAUGGCACAUACACGGGUUGCUAACUGUGUCCAUGAACUGCAAAUGAAUGGAGUCAUGGUUAUGACCCUGUAAUUAAGGUCACUAAUGCUGACCCCUUCUGCUCUUGUCUAAGCUUGCUUCUCAGUUGACUUUGACUCAUGGAACCAAUUGGGAAUUGGGACAGGCUCCCGACCAACGACAGCAUCAACGAGAUCAUCCUCAAGAACAGCUCCAAUUCCAGCUCUCAGUUUACAGGAGUCCAGCUGAUCCAGUCCUUCAAGCCCCUCAUCAUCCCCUGCUACACCUUGGUGGUGCUGAUUGGCAUCUUCGGCAACUAUCUUCUCCUCUACGUCAUCUGUAGGACCAAAAAGAUGCACAAUGUCACCAACUUCUUCAUUGGGAACUUGGCUUUCUCAGAUAUGCUGAUGUGUGCAACGUGUGUUCCUUUUACCCUGGCCUAUGCCUUCAACCCACAGGGCUGGAUCUUUGGGAAGUUCUUGUGUUACUUUGUGUUCCUGAUGCAGCCUAUGACUGUCUAUGUGUCUGUCUUCACCCUCACAGCUAUUGCUGUAGACAGGUACUAUGCCACGGUGCACCCGCUGAAGAAACGCAUCUCGGUCACCACCUGUGUGUAUGUGGUGGGUGGAAUCUGGUUGCUGUCCUGUGCACUGGUGGCCCCUGCCAUCGCCCACACAUACCACGUGGAGUUCCAGAAGGAGGGCUUUGCCAUCUGCGAGGAGUUCUGGAUGGAGGAGGAGAAGGAGCGCUUGGCCUAUGCCUACAGUACCCUGAUCAUCACCUACAUCCUACCCCUCUCAGCUGUCUCCCUCUCGUACAUCUGCAUUACAGUCAAGCUGAAGAACCGUGUAGUGCCUGGUCACCCAACGCAAAGCCAGACAGAGUUUGACCGGGUGAGGAAGAGGAAGAUCUUCCGGCUCAUUGUGCUGGUGGUGGCUGCCUUUGGGAUCUGCUGGCUCCCCAUCCACGUCUUCAACAUCAUUCGUGACAUAGACAUCAAUCUCAUCAACAAGCACUACUUCCUGCUCAUCCAGCUGCUCUGCCACUGGUUUGCCAUGAGCUCCUCCUGCUGCAACCCCUUCCUCUACGCCUGGCUGCAUGACCGCUUCCGCAGUGAGCUGAAGAAGAUGUUCACCUUCAAGCAGAAAAUCAUCCCCACUAAUAACUGCGUAGCCGUGAGCGUGAUGCUCUGAGGCCUGGAACCUAGUUUCUCUGCUCUCUGAUGGUCUCGCAUUCCUCUCACCCUUUGCAUCCCAAACUGAUACACACAAGAAUCAGCAUAGCCACUUCCUGAAAUGCUGGCUUCUCCCAGGUGGAAGGCUGUGACUAUUUGUGUUUAACAGCAGCCAACCAGAUUCUGUUACAUGAAGUGAAUGAUGCUGUAUUCCACCACAAUUGCAUUAGGAGUUUGGGAUUUUAAAUUACAGAAGUAGUAUGUGCCCUAGUUCUUGCAAAAAGUGCCACCAGGUCUUUAAUGUGUGCAAACCUGGGGUCCUCGGGUUUCUGCCUCAUCUGCUCCAGAAGUAUCAUGUCCUUUAGAACGUGAUGAAGCUCAGUACUCACUCAGAAGAAAAAGCACAGGGUAUCUCCACAUCUGCAUGGUCCCCAGAUGUCACCCGUCCAAGAACUGAACUUUAAGAAGAGGAAGUGCUUUUUUACCCAAAGCAUGAUCAGCCUGAGGAACGCACUAUCACAAGGCAUCUUUGAGGUACAGAACAUAGCAGAUUUCAGAAUAAGGAUACCCAGAACACUAGACUGGACCAAAAUAUCAAAGGGAUACAGACCGUCAUGCGUAAGCCAAGCACUAACUACAGAUGGUCAGGAAGACAUUUUUCCAGGGGCACUGUACUACAUAACUGUCCAUUGUGGGGGUUUACACUUUCCUCAGAUGCGUCUAGUAUUGUCCACUGUGGCAGACAAGAUUGUGGACUAGCUGGAUCUCAGGUCUGGUUCGGUCUGUCAGUUCCUAUGUUUGUACAGCCUGCUUGCUUUGUUGGAUAUGACACCAUAAGCAUGAGCAGCAUCACUUCAGGGCAAUAGCCUGGAAAAAAGUGGAUUUGUGUCUAAUGGUAAUGUGGGUAUAUGUGAACAAAUACUGCACCAUAUUCAGCCCUGCAUAUAUGGGUGCACAACCCCCACCUCCCCUGAUUGAGUUAAAUAGAAACUGCUCCUCCAUUCAGCUGGCAUGAAAGGCUGACUUAUUGUGCAUAGUUCGUU
Molecule: messenger RNA, 3531 nt
Organism: Chelonoidis abingdonii (Abingdon island giant tortoise)
Lineage: Eukaryota; Metazoa; Chordata; Testudines; Testudinidae
Product: prolactin-releasing peptide receptor-like
Biological process (GO): G protein-coupled receptor signaling pathway
Cellular component (GO): plasma membrane; neuron projection
Molecular function (GO): neuropeptide binding; neuropeptide Y receptor activity
Source: RefSeq, a predicted model, not a curated record